Molecule: messenger RNA, 408 nt
Organism: Aspergillus chevalieri
Lineage: Eukaryota; Fungi; Ascomycota; Eurotiomycetes; Eurotiales; Aspergillaceae
Exons: 2
Coding region: 1-408 (135 amino acids)
Source: RefSeq, a predicted model, not a curated record
AUGGGCAGGCUCAUCAAAAACCACUGGGCACGACUAAUCAUUCUCACAGCAGCAGCCUUCCAAAUAGGCAGCGCAGUCGAAGGAUUUAUCUGGCCCAAAAUCCUCUGGGACUUCAUGACGAAAAACCUCAACGGCGCCGUAAAGCCCGCCCCGAUCCUCCAAAUCCUCAACCUACUCAUGGGCCUCCUCGGACUUGCAUGGGAAUGGCCGUUGAAAUUUGUCGCGGGGACGUUUCCGCAUCGAAGUAUUGAGACGAGACUUGUUGUGUAUCCGUUGAGUGCGAUGUUCGCGGCGCUGCUUUAUCAGGGGACGCAUCCGGCGCUUUAUUAUUUGGUGGGCAUGGGGGUUUAUUUUUGGGCCUAUACGGAGGGGGAGGUAUGUAUUAGCUCUUGGUUUCUUGAUUGUUGA